Molecule: messenger RNA, 420 nt
Organism: Acaulospora morrowiae
Lineage: Eukaryota; Fungi; Glomeromycota; Glomeromycetes; Diversisporales; Acaulosporaceae
Source: the annotation of a GenBank genome assembly
AUGAGAAGUUCAACCGCAUCACCAUCUUCUCCCAGGUUUUCAUAUUUUCUUCUUUUUAAAGAAGAAUUUCAUGAACCAAUUGCAGCAGGGUUGGGACCAUCUCCAACAGUUCUUUCAGUCUUUUCAUUCUUUGUUCAGAAUGAUCGAGACUAUCGUACAAGUUUAUGGAUCAAACCUACACGUCUUGAUGAUUUUAGAAUUGUAACGAUUGAAUCUGGUAAUCCUCCAGAGAGACCAGAACGCCAACGUACAGGUUGGGAUCAUGAAGAUGAUGAAGCAAUCGAUGAAUAUGAGGAGAGAUUAAAUAGGUGGCAAAUUGAACGUCAAAGAUGGUUUGACCUUGAGAGGAUAGCGCACUUAGCGAAGCUAUGCAGCACGUCCCACAUCAGCGAUGUGGUUGCCCCCUUGAGGGGGCCCUAG